Messenger RNA from Prorocentrum cordatum, 385 nucleotides. Lineage: Eukaryota; Dinophyceae; Prorocentrales; Prorocentraceae. The record is from the annotation of a GenBank genome assembly.
GCCGCUCAUCGCGGCAGUGGUGGUCGCGGUGUUCUGUUUGCUCGCCUGGGUCACCACGGCCAGGCCCCCAGACCUCAGCCUCGGCGCCCAGCGCAAGAUCACGCAGGACUCGGCUCUGGGCCCUGGCAGGGACCAGCGUGGCUGCCUCCACACCGCGGGGUACGUCUGGUGCGAGGGAGCUGGCAAGUGCAUCCGGCCCUGGCAGGAUUCGUGCCCUGGCGGCACCGAAUUCUGCAGAUCCUUCUGCAGCAAGGGCCACCAGGGCGUGCACCAUUCCGACAAGUCGGAGGCGGGCUCGCUGUGGAUGGAGGGCAUCACGGAGCACAGCAGCGUUUUCUGCCGGUGCACGUCGGCGGGGGAGGCUGACGACUACGUCAAGCCCUAG